AUGGGAGAAUUUUUAGUCGCCAAAGCUCAUAUGGUUUUUUUAUCGCAUUAUUGGACAGCUUCAAAAACAGCAGCAAGUAGGAAACCAAUUUCAUCAAUUUUCUUUCUUUCUUUAGUCAAUCAGCUUUCUUUUCUUGUUUCUUUUUUUCUCAAUAUGUCUUUGUUUCUUUUCUUUUUUCAGCUCAUCAACAUCAUUUUCUUUGUUUCCUCUUUUUUCUCAGCUCAUCGAUUUUCUAUCUGUCUUUUUCUUUUUUUUAUUUUCUCAGUUUUAUUUGUUUUUCUUUUCACUAUUUUUUUUUAUAAUUCGCCAGUGUUCCGUCUUUAUCUUUUUUCUUCAAUUAUUUUGUUUUCUCUCGUAGAUUAUUUGUCUUUCAAAUCGUUUGUUUUCAUUCUUAACUCUCACUCUCUCUCUCUCUCUCUCUCUCUCUCUCUCUCUCUCUCUCUCUCUCUCUCUCUCUCCUAG
Molecule: messenger RNA, 462 nt
Organism: Acanthosepion pharaonis
Lineage: Eukaryota; Metazoa; Mollusca; Cephalopoda; Sepiida; Sepiidae
Source: the annotation of a GenBank genome assembly